GUUUGUUGAUUGAAAUGUUAGAGCGCAAGAUUGUACCUAAUAUUUGUACCUUCAAUAUGGUAGUUUACAUGUUAAAAAUGAGUAUGUUGUGGAAGCCGAAGCCAGUCUAUGGUUUUUGUUUGAGAGAAGUGAAGCUAUGAGCAUCAUACUUUACAGUGCUAUAGUUGCUGGAUAUUGUUUACUUGGUCAGAUGGAAGAUACAGCAAAUCUACUUGACAUCAUGGCCUAUGUUGUUUGGUGCCUGAUGUUGCUGAGGAAUAGUUAGAAAAUUGAGGCGAGAAGCAUUCGUCCCUUGCAGAUUUAGAUGGGUCAAAUUCAAACAGCGUACAAGAAGAAGAUCAAGAGCAAGAAAAGGCCAAAAUUUGAUUCAAAAGAGGAAUACUUUAUCAAGAAUGGAGGUAUUUUGUUGGAAAAACAAAUUGCUCUUAGCCAAGGGCAACAUAAAGGAGCAGGGCAGCUUAAAAUUUUCUCAAGGGAAGAUAUGGAGAAGGCUACAAACAAUUAUGACCCUGCUCUCAUUGUUGGUAGUAGUUCUUAUGGAACUAUCUAUAAAGCUAUCCUUGAAGACCGUAUUGUAGCUGUCAAAGUCCCGCCACUGGUCGAUCCAAAUUCCAAACUAGUUGAUCUCUACUUAACUGAAGUCUCGACAUUAAUGGUCAUGAAUAAUGACAAUAUGGUAAAACUCUAUGGUUGUUGCCUCGAAACAUUUAUACCAAUGUUAGUGUAUGGAUACAUGUCAAAUGGAGGCCUCUUUCAACUUCUACAUGGCGAUGUUCCAUCUAGCUUGAGGAUUAAGUGGGCAGAUCGUUUGAGAGUUGCUACUGACGCAGCCUACGCAUUGUCCUAUAUGCAUAAUGCCUUAUUAAAGCCUGUGGUGCAUAGGAAUGUAACGUCAGUCAAUAUAGUACUGGAUCAUUCAUUACAUGGAAAACUAUCAAACUUUUUCUAUUCAGUGUCCAUUACCCCAAGAGAGACACAGAAAUGGCCUGUUGAAGGAACUCCAGGAUAUAUUGAUCCCGAAUACAUAGAAACUCAAAAGGUGACUGAUAAGUGUGAUGUGUAUAGCUUUGGAGUUUUGAUGUUGGAACUAUUGACUAGAAAACAGCCUUCUAUGAUGUCCAGAGAUGGGGGGGACUUGGUUGAUGAGUUUGUGUCAGCUGUAGGAAAUAACUGCAUGAUUGAUAUGAUAGACAAUAAUAUAUUGGAUCGAGCAAGUAGGGAUGAGAUACAAAGGACUGUACAGCUUGCGUUGACUUGUGUGGCAAAGACAGGGGCUGAGAGACCGUCUAUGAUUGAUAUUGUUGGUGAGCUUUGGAGCAUACAAGGACGAAACAGUAAAUAAAGCAGAAACUGUGCUUGAAAUUUCAGGUUCAAGCUUUUGAUUAAAUGAAAUACAAGAUCAAGAACAAUCAGCAGAAGAUAUCAGUAGGCAAGUAAUUUGUAAGUUGUAAGUGAUUCUUUAUGCAUUCACAACAUUCAAUAACAAUAUGAACCAAACUACCGAAGUAAAUCAAACAAUAUCAAAACUUACAUUUUAAUCAUCUCAAAAUUACAAUGAAUGUUGUAUUUGUAAAUUAAAUUAUAAUUACAAUGAAUGUUGUACACAACCUUUUUGUGUGUAACUAACUAGAACUGACUACAAAAUUUUUUUAUCUACUGAUAGAAUCGAGAGUAAAACCUAAAAGCUAUCACCACAAGCACAGAACUUCCACAACCUUCUCCAACAUGCCUUUGCUGUUACCUGUUUACUAUUUUUGUGGCCUCUCCUCGUCAUCUGUCGUUGAGCAGAAACCGGAGACCUGCUUCUCGUAUGGUCACCAUUGCAACUCGGGACUUCAAACACUAAAUCAGAGUUUGCACACUUUUUAUUCUCCUCACAGAUAUCAUGAUUCUCCAAAAGUGCUGCAUCUGAAGGAAUGCAAUCACUAAAAGCAGGUACAAGUUCUGCAACCAAUCCAUUCAUAAGCUCGGUAACUAAUGCUGCAUCGUUAUCUGACAACUCGAACUUCUUCACCAUCUCUUCCAUAACAGUAUAAACUGUAUCGGUUUCAAGAGAAUACGAAAACUUUACAGUUUUCAGAUGCUGCGCAUCUUCAACAAACGAUAGAACCAUUAAUAUCGAAUCCUUCAUCAGCUUUCCUUGUAACAUGAAUUUUGUAUCUAAUGACUUCACUGAGUCCGCAGCACCAACACUACAUUCUGAUCUCAAACUCGAAUCCAAAGGCGACAAUACAGAUUCACUCGGUGCAAGAAACGAGUCAUUCAAAAGCUCGAUAGCAGAAGGUCUUUCAGAUACAGGAGCCAAACACUUGUCAAUAAACUCCUUCACCUGUAAAUCAGUCACUUUGUUAAGGGUUGAGAUAACCUUCUUAUAAAUCUGAGCGGAGUUAGUACAUUCACUGUAAGGUAAUUCCCUAGUGACCAUCUGAAGCAAACACAUUCCAAAGGAAUACACAUCCACUCUCUCAUCAUAUUCUUCCUCAAAAAGCUCUGGCGCCAUGAAUUGAGGUGUACCAGCACCACGCGGCAUUGCACUACCUUGUCGAACAAUCGUUGAAAGCCCAAGGUCUCCGAUUUUGACCUUGCCAGAGUUGCCAUUAAUGAAGAUGUUAUCACACUUAAGAUCUCUAUGAAUAAUUGGUGGUUCGUGGCAAUGAAGAUAAGACAACCCACUUAAAAUCUGUCGAGACCAAUUCUUGAUGGCCUUACUAUCAACAUGAUUAUGUUUCGUACGAUACUCACUCAUAUUUCCUGAUGAGAAAAGUUCAGUAAUCAUAUUAACCGUCUUCUUCUGGUAAUCAACCCAUGAAUGGUAACAUCUCAUAAUAUUAAUAUGUUUUAAUGAUUUCAACAAAACUGAUUCUGCACAUAAACUCUCGAGAUAGUUCUGCGAUUUGAACAAAUUAUCAGGUAACUGGAUUAUACUCCAAGCAAUCUCUAAACCGUUAAAUUCAUCGAAACCCCUGUAAACUGUUUUAAAUGCGCCUUCUCCGAUGAUUUCAUCGUACCUGACAUAACGUCUCGUCGGAUCUGUCUCCACAAUUACGAAUUCACCGUCGCAAUUCAAACCCAUGAUACGAGAGUGAAACAAUAAAUUAACGAACAAAACACAAUAAUAAUUGACAAUGGUUGCUUGAGCUUAACGUUAAUGUUAGAGAAUUAACGGUGGUUAUGGUGAAACCCAGGAAGCAUUGAGGGUUUGAUUUAUAGUUUGGGAUUACCGUUACACUCGUGUGUGUUUUUUUAGAAGUUAUAGUCGUGCGCUGCUAAGAAAGAGUA
Messenger RNA from Amaranthus tricolor (Joseph's coat), 3279 nucleotides. Its product is annotated as wall-associated receptor kinase-like 2. Gene Ontology annotation, biological process: protein phosphorylation; cell surface receptor signaling pathway. The transcript has 2 exons. Bases 305 to 1342 code for a protein of 345 amino acids. Gene Ontology annotation, cellular component: plasma membrane. Lineage: Eukaryota; Viridiplantae; Streptophyta; Magnoliopsida; Caryophyllales; Amaranthaceae. The record is from RefSeq and is a predicted model, not a curated record. Gene Ontology annotation, molecular function: ATP binding; protein serine/threonine kinase activity.